AGAUUCCCAUGAGGCUUACUGGUAUAUUGAAAUAUGAUACCACAUGAUGAGGUGGAAUUGUGAACAAGAGAAUUCUGCCAAGUGUAUCAAUUCCAAACUAAUGUAUUACAAAUGUGAAACAAUCAUGGAUACAUAAAUGAAAGUAAAAUGAAAUGUGAACCACUAAUGUGAAUGUUCAUUAGGUUGAAAUUGGAGAGGAUGUGGCCAAUAAAGUAUGUGAGUUGCCAUUCAUGAAACAUUUACAGGCAUUACUGUAAAAACUUUGUCAUUUCACUAAAAAUGGCUGGUAUGUCUGGUGUAGGAGUAUUCUGGGCAGUUUUGUCCAUUGUGAGUGCUUUAUUUUCAAGUGUUGGAUUUUUCAUGCCACAUUGGAUUAGAGGUCAUUUGACCUUGAACUUUCCUGAAAAAUCAACGCAGACAUUUCCAGUGCAUUUUGGCAUUUUUCGUCGAUGCAAUUAUCCUGCUAUGGGAAGUGAUGGUAAACUAACGAUGAUUAUGGAAUGUGGAUGAUAUACGACGUUCGCUGAUAUUCCAAGCGUCUCCUGGCAGAUAGCAACCCUGAUUAUUGGACUUGGUUGCGGUUUGUGUUUUCUUGUGGCCUUGACCUCAGUGUUUGGAAUCUGUGUCAAGGGCAUUGUCAUAGCAACUGUGGCAAGGUCUGCUGGUAUUCUACAAAUGUGCUCAGGUUUGUUGAUGGCAGCUGGCGUGGGCAUUUAUCCCAAUGGCUGGGACGCACCUGAGGUCCAGCAGGCAUGUGGGUUCACAUCGAAAUCUUACAGUUUAGGAGACUGUUCGUUGUCCUGGUGCUUCUACGUUACGUCAGCUGGGAUACUGGUGACACUGAUGUGUGCCGCAUUAGCAUUUCAUGCGCCGAAACAGAAACAGUUCAUGGCUGGAUACUCACUGUGAGACAACCUGAUGAGAGUCAGCAGCAGUUACCUCCCCUAGAUGGUACAACGAGAGAGAAAUGGUUACACAUUUUGUUCUUUUGUCGAGGUUUUAAUACUAUUGGAAUGCGCCCAGAAAGCAGAGAUGAUUUGUACCAAGGAGCUUUAAUAAAAUUAUUAUUUCCCAAUAUAAUAUUUCUUGUUUAUAUAAAUAUCAGUCUUGGUCAUGAUUUUCAACUACUACAGUUGCUUGAAGAUCUGACAGGCCAUUUUAAGUAUAAGUGAAUCACAGAGCAUUCAGGAAGAUCAUGUCAUCAGUACAGUUCCAUGGUUUGAAUAAUACAAACAUUAAGCAACUACAUGUAACAAUGCACUAAUCUUUAAUGUAAUUUUGUUUGUAAAUACAGUUCAAUUGCUUUUUGUCAUACUUUACACAAAGUCACUCUAUGACCUUUUAGUAUAAAACCAUUAGUUUACCAUUAUUUAUAGCAUAAUGACUUACUGAUUGCUAAUCAUAGAUAUGAUACACAUACAAUUAAAUGAAGGUUGUUUUUUUUAUAUAUAUUUCUCUGGUAAUUUUAUGUUUAUUUUUCUAAAUAACAUGUUUAUAAAUGAUGUUGCUGUAUCUUAUUGAUAACUCGUUGAUGGUUUCUUUUAUGCAAACACACUUUUUCUUUAAAUAUUGUUUAAAAUUUAAAAAAAUAUAUUUAAUCAUUUGGCAUGGUGGAGAUCUUUCAAAAUGUCAGUUAACAUAUCUCUUGACAUGGCUACUUAAAAUGAGUGAAUUUAUAUACAUACUUAUAUAUCAUAUGUUAGGUAUGUUUUAUUGUGUGCCUGUAGUAAAUAUGCUGCAGUGAGUUGGUCUGAAUCUGUAUGGAUUUUUGUGUUGAUCUGAAUUAUUGUUGUGAUCUGGAUUGAUGACUAUCAUGUCUUUUGUGGGAAUUCAGAUUUCUUUUUUGGGUGAACUUGUAUUAUUUGUAAUCAGAACUCUGUAGCUUUAAAAAGAAAAGUUUUUCAUUGGAAGGUUUAUCAUUGUUUAUUGCAACUACUCUUAUAGAAAUGGUUUCAAAGAAUUGACUUCAUUGAUGCUAAACAAGCAAUAUUGAGCCAUGUAUUGCAUUUGAAGCAUCCUUGGUUGUCAUAGUAGCAGCAAUUAUUGCUUAGUGCAAAUAGAAAUGUUCACAUUUACUUGCAUGAUUUGUUUAAUCUGGUGUAACAUAUUGGAUGUUGAGGCUGUAAAGUUGUGUAUCGAGAUGCAAACAUUUGUUAUAUUACUCUGAACUAUUUAUUUUUAUUUAUAUUAAAGAAAUUUGUGUGAACAUCCAAAAAAAAUGGGGUUCCCUGCUUAAUGGUUGUUUAUGGUAUAAUCAAUGUAAAUACAUGUACAUAUUACAUAAUGUUAAUGUAAUAUAAUGCACAGCGCACAUGUAUUGUAUAUUUAAAUUGUAUGUUUUGGGGGGAUUCAUCUGAUUGCAUAAAGUCAAGUCGAGAUUUAAUUAAGAAAACAUUAUUAUUUUUUUGUAAAAUCAAGCCUAACUUUAAAAGUAAAAUAUAUCGUUUGAAGAACACGCUAAGAAAAUGUAUUGGUAUUGUUUAAUUGGCUGUGUUGCUUUUAUAUUUUGAGCAUGCCGAAACAAAUUUCUGUUAAUAUUAAUUUCCUAUGUAUACUAUGCUUUAGCUUGUCAACGGACUUCAUAUUUAAAUUUUUAUCAAUCACCAAAAACAUAUUAAAUUUUAAACAAUGGCACUGAUAAACAAUAUCACAUAAAUGAUUUAGAAUAUUCUAAAUUGCCUAAGGUAUUGCUAAAUUGCAUUAUUUUUCUUACACUUUUCUGUAUAUGUUUUUUUACAAAAAGCAGAUGUUUCAUUGUAUAAUGCAUAUUGCAUAGUACAAACGGUUAAUAUUUUGUAUCCUGCCCGUUAUUUUGAUGCUUUUGUAUAUCCUUGUUUGACGUUUUUGUAUGUCCUUGUAUUUUGUUUUUAUAUGCCUUUGUUUGAUGUUUUAUAUAUGCUUGUUUGAUGUUUUUAUAUGUGCUUGUUUGAUGUUUUAUAUGUCAUUGUUGGGUGUUUUCGUAUGUCUUUGAUUUUUAGGUCUUUGAUCUGCCUAUAUGUUUUUAUAUAUUAUUUACUAUGUAUUUAUUCUUUAUAAGAAGUUGUUAGCUCACCUGAUCACAAAGUGUUAAUGGUGAGCUAUCAUGGUCAUCCUAUGCCCGGGGUCUGUUGUGUGUGGUGUGUUACGACGCAAUCUUGGUUAUACAUGGUCGUAAUUUAUAUCUUAACACUAUCUAGGCUGAGUAAGAUUUUGUGUAACGAGUGUCUUUAAAUGGGUCACUUGGUCAAAUCUUAUAAAAACCCUGUUAUCACUCUAGAGGCCACAUUUUUGACUCAGUCUUUAUUAAACUAUUAUUUAUCUAAAAAUAAUUAAAUAGACUAAUUAAAUAUUUCAUAUUCAAAUCUGGCUCACAUGGGAUUACAAACAGUAACAGGCUAGGUCUUUGAAAAUUAGUGUUCCUUCACUCGCGUUGAGCGCUUUAUUGCCAUAAUGAUAAGUAAAACAACUUACUUUUACCUUUGCAUGUGCAAUAUAUUUGUAACUGCUGUAUGAACCGACAUUCAGUAAUAAAUGCU
Messenger RNA from Dreissena polymorpha, 3515 nucleotides. Its product is annotated as LHFPL tetraspan subfamily member 6 protein-like. The record is from RefSeq and is a predicted model, not a curated record. Gene Ontology annotation, cellular component: membrane. NCBI's taxonomy places the organism in Eukaryota, Metazoa, Mollusca, Bivalvia, Myida, Dreissenidae. The transcript has 3 exons.